GAACUUGACCCGUUAGCAGCCGAGGCCAUGACGGCGCGCUCGCCUCCCUCACCACCCCCUCCGCCCCCAGCGCGACUUUCCGAGCCCAGGUCCUCACGUGUUGGGCGGGAAGCUGCGGUACACGCCGCGAGCAGCGAGGCCUGGGGUCUGGCGGGGGCGGCGCGGGAGGGCGUUGUGGACAAAAGCGAUAUAUCCUGGCGGGGUGGAGAAGGGUCAGGGGGCCGGCGAGGGCCAUCGGGGACAGCUCCCGCUCAGGCUCCCCUCCUCAGCGCGCCCAUGGGGUCCGAACGGCUAGAGGGCAUCUCGGUAGAGGAGGCAAUGGUGACCCGGACGCAGCUGCUGGAGGAAGAGCUGAGCAGCCUAAAGGAGGAGCUGGCCCUGUGUCAGGCUGAUAAAGAAUUUGUAUGGUCUUUGUGGAAACGUCUCCAGGUGACAAACCCAGAUGUCACACAAGCAGUCAGUUUGAUUGUGGAAAGAGAAAAACAGAAAUCUGAAGCUAAAGACAGAAAAGUUUUAGAAAUUCUACAAGUCAAGGAUGCUAAGAUACAAGAAUUGGAACAGAGAGAAUUGGGACUAAAACGGGACAUAAAUGACCUUGUAAAGCGGAAGAUUGCAGUAGAUGAAGAAAAUGCUUUCUUAAGGAAAGAAUUCAGUGACUUGCAGAAGAAAUUUAAAGAUAAAAGGCAAGAAGUUAAGGACACUAAAGAGUGUGUACAGAAUAAGGAAGAGCAAAACAGACUGGUUAUAAAAAAUCUGGAAGAGGAAAAUGAGAAAUUAAAUAUGCGCUGUGCUGACUUGCUGAAUGACCUGGAGAAACUGAGGAAGCAGGAAGCACAUUGGAAAAAAGAAAAAUAUAGCAUUGAUGCAAAAAUAAAGGCCUUUGAAGACAAUUUAAUCGAAGCAAAGAAAGAAAUUGAAGUUUCACAAACUAAAUAUAAUGCUCUAUCAUUACAGUUGACAAAUAAACAGACUGAACUUAUCCAGAAGGAUAUGGAUAUUACCCUGGUUAGGAAGGAGUUGCAAGAACUGCAGAAUCUUUACAAACAGAACAGUGCACAUACAGCACAGCAAGCAGAGCUGAUCCAGCAGCUUCAGGUUCUGAAUAUGGACACUCAGAAAGUCCUGAGAAACCAGGAAGAUGUUCAUACAGCGGAAAGUAUAUCAUAUCAAAAACUUUACAAUGAGUUACAUAUUUGUUUUGAAACCACAAAAUCAAGUGAAGCUAUUCUCCGGCAAAGUGUUGUUAGUCUUCAGGAUCAGCUAUUUCAAAAAGAGCAAGAAAAUGCUAAAUUAAAAGAAAAACUUCAGGAAGCACAAGGAGCAUUGUGUUCUUUACCUCAACAAAGUGAUUCAGACCACUCAGAACAGGUAUUUCAACAGCCAUCUUUAUCGAGUUUAGAAACCCUAAUGGUCUCACAGAAGUCUGAAAUUGAGUAUUUACAGGAGAAACUGAAAAUAGCAAAUGAAAAACUGUCAGAGAACAGAUUUAUCAACAAGAAGAGUUCCUCAGAAAAGAGCAUCUUGACAAGUGCUGAAGGGAAACAAAAGGAACCACCUGUGAAACGUUCAAGGUCUUUGUCCCCAAAGAGCUCUGUCACAGAUGCAGAGGAGCUAAAGAAGCUGAGGAAAGCUGAAAGAAAGAUUGAAAACUUAGAGAAGGCACUGCAACUAAAGAGCCAAGAAAAUGAUGAGCUAAGAGAUGCCUAUGAAAAACACAAGGAAAGGCUACAGAUGUUACAGACCAACUACAGGGCAGUAAAAGAGCAAUUAAAACAGUGGGAAGAAGGCAGUGGCAUGACUGAAAUCAGAAAAAUAAAGAGAGCAGAUCCUCAACAACUUCAACAAGAAGAUUCUGAUGCUGUAUGGAAUGAACUGGCCCAUGUCAAAAGGGAAAACCAGGAGCUAAUUAUUCAAAAGAUGAAUCUUCAGGAAGAAUUGGAUAAACUUAAAGUGCAUAUAUCUGUUGACAAAGCAACAAUACAAGAAUUGAAUACAUGGAUAGCAGAGAAAAAAGAAGAACAACUCUGUAGAUAUGGUGAAGAAGAUGGGGUCAGGAAGAGUACUCCAGAGAAGAAUGGGAAAGAAAUGUCGGAGCGGACAUUACAGAAGGUCAUUGAAUUGGAAAAUCGGCUAAAAUCUUUUGAGAAAAGGUCGAGAACAUUAAAAGAAGUGAAUAAAAAAUUAACAAAAGAAAAUGAUUUCCUGAAAUCGCUCUUAAAACAGCAGCAAGAAGAGGCAGAGAACAGAGAAAAAGAGCUAGAACAGCUACAAAAGGGGAGUAAAGAUGUAGAAAAAGACAAAGCUCAACUUCAAGUAAAAAUCAGUGAGCUGGAGAGAGAAGUCACUUCCCUAAGGAGACAAGUGGCAGAAGCUAAUGGGCUGAAAAAUGAAAACGAAGAGCUGAUGAAUUCAAUGGAGAAAUUGCAGCAUUCAAUAGACAAAGCUAAAUCUGAGGUGGCCACCACAGAAGUGAGAUCUGGGCAGUAUGAUUGUAAAACAACCACUACCAAGGUUAAAUUUAAAGCCGCCAAGAAAAAGUGCUCUGUGGGUCGUUACCACACUGUUCUCAAUCACUCCAUCAAGGUUAUGAGCAAUAUGUUUGAGAACCUCAGCAAGGACAAGGACUGGGAGGAUGUGAGUGAAAGCAGCAGUGAUUCUGAAACACAGACCUCUCAAAAUUUGGGUACAAUUAUUGUAGAAACAUCCCAGAAAAUAAGUCCUAUAGAAGAUGGGAGAGACCAGAAAGAAAGUGAUCAAACAGAAGACAGCCAAAUGCAAGGAAGAAGUAUUGUACAAACAUAUUCAAAUGUAGAUGGCAAGACCGGAAAGGAUUAUUUUCAUUACAAGAAUGCCAAAAAGCCAACUUUUCAAAAGAAGAAUGGUAAUGUUCAAAAGAGUUCACAUACAGCAGUUCCUACUAGAGUUAACAGAGAAAAAUUGAAAAAUAUAACUACCCAGAAAUCAAGUAGUAAUGUUAUUUUAUUACGAGAACGGAUUAUAUCCUUGCAACAACAAAACAGUGUACUUCAGAAUGCCAAAAAAACAGCAGAAUUAUCUGUUAAAGAAUAUAAAGAAGUCAAUGAAAAGCUCCUUCAUCAGCAGCAAGUAUCUGAUCAACGAUUUCAGACAAGCAGACAGACAAUAAAGAAGCUAAAUUUAGAUUUGGCUGAGCUUCGGAAAGAAAAAGAAGACUUAUUAAAGAAAUUGGAAUCCUCAUCUGAAAUCACCAGUUUGGCAGAAGAAGUUUCCCAGGUAACAGUUCCACGGAUACAAGUUACAUCACUUGGUCCUUCAAGGAGCAUGGAUUUGGAAAUGAAGCAAUUGCAGUGUAAACUGAAGAAUGCAACUAAUGAACUCACUAAGCAGUCAUCAAGUGUGAAGUCUCUGAAAUUUGAACUCCUAGCAAAAGAAGAACACAUAAAGGAAAUGCAUGAAAAGAUAUCUCGAAUGGAAAGGGAUAUAACCAUGAAAAGACAUUUGAUAGAGGACUUGAAAUUUCGACAGAAAGUAAAUUUGGAAAGUAAUGAGAGUAUUAAUGAAAUGUUAGAAAAUCUUGAAAGAAAGGUGAAGACAUUAACUGAAGAGUGUUCCAACAAGAAAGUAUCAAUCGAUUCACUAAAGCAAAGACUUAGUGUUGCCGUUAAAGAGAAGUCACAGUAUGAAGAGAUGUAUCAGAAAACUAAAGAGGAACUAGAAAAAAAGGAUUUCAAACUUUCUCUCCUAGUAUCAAAAAUAAAUGAGACUGAAUCUGCAAUGGCAGAAAUUGAAACAGCAGCAUCUAAGCAUCUUCAAGGAUUAGCAUUGCAAAGUGAGCAGGCCCUUGAAGGUGCACAGAAGAAACUGGAGAUAGCCAGUGAGAAAGUGGAAGAGUUCACCUUAUUUGUGAAGGCUUUGGUCAAAGAGUUACAAGUUGAUGUCCAUUCAUUAAGGCGACAAAUCAGAGAGCUUAAAAAAAUCCAGAGAAACAAGGAUGCUCGUAAAAGCUCAACUCAUAAAGCCCAGACCUUGGCAGCUUCUAUCCUCAACAUUUCACGAUCAGAUCUAGAGGAAAUACUGGACACAGAAGAUGAAGUGGAACUCACAAGGACAAAGGCAGAUGCGGAAAACGACAGGGAGUGGCUGUUGUACAUUCAGAAGCUUCUUGAAGGACAGCUUCCUUUUGCCUCAUAUUUACUAGAAGCAGUACUGGAGAAAAUAAAUGAAAAGAAGAAACUGGUUGAAGUAUAUUUCACAAUUAUGAAAGAUAUUAGAUGAUAUUAUAAUGGAGAACUUUUUUCAAAUGUGAAAACUUUGUAUGUGGUGUGAUUGGAAAACAUUAGUUGAGAUCCUGAUACAGUAUCUGCUCCACCUAUCAAUAUUCAGGUUCAAUACCAAAAUAGAAGUCCCUGAAACUAAUUAAUUGCUGAGCAAGUGAAAAUAAUUAAGUGCAUGGCCAUUUAAAAGGAAGUAGUGUAGCAUUUGAUUGUUGAAUACAAAUGUUGCCACAAAUCAAUGCAAACUUAAAAAUUAUUUUCCUUCUAGUGCAUUAGAAGAAAUUAGAACAAGCUUGACACACUCAAAUUGGGCUGAAUAUAAAAAGAAAAAGAUGUCAACUGAGGAUUUAAUCUUUGAAGUUUUAUAAAGGAACUAGGCUUUUAAUAAAACUGCUAUAAAUGGCCUUAAAUCGUCAAGUGAGCAAAAACAUUUGUAUUAUAAGCAAAUAUAACAUGAAGCAGCAUAACUUAAGGAUGAGCAUUUAGUGAAGUAAUUUGUGUGGUCCAACUAUAUUUGGUCUCAAUAUUCUGGAUCAUAUAAGAGAUACUGUAUUUUCCUAGCACUAUUUGACAAAAAUAAAAACAUUUUCUCCUCUCUUUUUUUAAAUUCAUAAUUCUUUGUGUGGUCAUAUAAAUUAGCAAGGACCACAAAUCCAGUGUAUAAAAUUGGGCUAGAUCUUAUUGUAGUCAACUAAUGAGAGUUAGAUUC
This is a messenger RNA of Miniopterus natalensis, 4962 nucleotides long. It is a transcript of the gene CNTLN, whose product is annotated as centlein. NCBI's taxonomy places the organism in Eukaryota, Metazoa, Chordata, Mammalia, Chiroptera, Miniopteridae. Gene Ontology annotation, cellular component: centriole; centrosome. Gene Ontology annotation, biological process: protein localization to organelle; centriole-centriole cohesion. The record is from RefSeq and is a predicted model, not a curated record.